Messenger RNA from Striga asiatica, 786 nucleotides. NCBI's taxonomy places the organism in Eukaryota, Viridiplantae, Streptophyta, Magnoliopsida, Lamiales, Orobanchaceae. The record is from the annotation of a GenBank genome assembly.
AUGUUGAAGCCGAAAAACAAAAACAGUCAGCAAGCUAGCAAUGUCGACCACUUCGAACGCCUGCUCGAUGAAUUACUCCUGUCGAUACUAAGCCGUUUGGACGACUUGAAACAUUUGUUCCCAUGUUCUCUGGUCUCAAAGCGGUUUGACUUUACCACAUUCUGCGUUCAAUCCGUUUCCAUUACUCUCUUGAAACUAAAAAAAUACGCAAUCGUAUCAGUCGAGGACAUCUAUCACAUCCCUCAUCUGAUGCUCGGUUCGCUCGAUGAGGAAACCCAACACAUGCCCGAUUCAAGAGCUCAACAAGAUAGAAAACGAAGAAGAGUCCAGACUGGAAAACCAGUUUUCGGCUUGUCGAUGGCCCACCUAAGGGCCGUUUUCCAGCCUGUCAAGUGCUCCACGGAGUGGAUUUUCAUGCUGAGCUUGCUCGUGAGGCACCACUGUUUUCUGGAGAGGAUUGUGAUUAGGGACACUGAAGGGAAGGGAAGUUUGGUGGUGGGCCCACAGGCUGCAAGUUGUUUUAUGAUGAAUAAUCCGGUGCCUGAGCUGCGGCUGCCGGUUACUGGGUAUGUGCUGAAGGGGGUGUGUUUUAUGGUGAUUAGGGGCAAUGACGAGCAGGACAAUGGCGUGGAGCUUGGUGAAGUGAUGUACGAGGGGGAGGAUGAGGAUGAGAAGGUGCUUGGGGAGGCAGUGUAUGAGAUUGUGAAGAGGCAUUUGGGUAAGUUUUUCUGGUUUGUCAAGUUUCCCAAUUUUUUUGCAGCAUGCUUCGAUGCCGUGGUUUUCUGA